This is a messenger RNA of Tachyglossus aculeatus (Australian echidna), 1565 nucleotides long. It is a transcript of the gene HDHD5, whose product is annotated as haloacid dehalogenase like hydrolase domain containing 5. The coding region runs from base 1 to 1212 and encodes 403 amino acids. Gene Ontology annotation, biological process: glycerophospholipid biosynthetic process. Lineage: Eukaryota; Metazoa; Chordata; Mammalia; Monotremata; Tachyglossidae. The transcript has 8 exons. Gene Ontology annotation, cellular component: mitochondrion. The record is from RefSeq and is a predicted model, not a curated record.
AUGGCCGCCCCCGUGUGGAUGGCGGCGGCGGCGGCGGCGCGAGCCGCCCCCCGGGCCUGGUUUCGGGCCUGGUCCCGAGGCGGCGGCGAUGGCUCCCGAAGGGGCUUCUCGGGGGGUCCCGGCCAGGCCGCGCCGACGUUCGGGUUCCUGCUGGACGUGGACGGGGUGCUAAUCCGGGGCCACAGGGUCAUCCCCGCGGCCUCGGCCGCCUUCCGCAGGCUGGCGGACGACCGCGGCCGGCUCCGCGUGCCCGUCGUCUUCAUCACCAACGCCGGCAACUGCCGGCAGCGGGACAAGGCCCGGGAGCUGUCCGGCCUGCUGGGAUUGGAGGUGAGCCCGGAGCAGGUGGUCCUAUCCCACAGUCCCCUCCGCCUGCUCUCACACUUCCACGAGCGGCGCGUGCUCGUGUCCGGCCAAGGCCCGGUGGUGGAGAAUGCCCGCAGCCUGGGCUUCCGGCACGUGGUGACCGUGGACGAGCUGCGCCUGGCCUUUCCCCUGCUGGACAUGGUCGACCUGGAGCGGAGGCCCAAGGUCACGCCUCCUCUGACCCAAGGCUUCCGCCCCAUUGAAGCGGUCGUCCUGUUCGGGGAGCCGGUCCGAUGGGAGACCAGCCUGCAGCUGAUCCUGGACGUCCUUCUGAGUCACGGUAGCCCCGGCACUGUGCUGGACGCCACCCCCUACCCGCACCUGCCCGUCCUGGCCUGCAAUACGGACCUCCUGUGGAUGGCCGAAGCCGGGACCCCCAGGUUUGGCCACGGCACCUUCCUCCUGUGCCUGGAGAGCGUCUAUCGCAAAGUGACGGGCCGGGAGCUGCUGUACGAGGCCCUGGCCGGCAAACCCAGCCUGCUCACCUACCGCUACGCCCAGCGCAUGAUCCAGCAGCAGGCCCGGGCCCGGGGCUGGCCCACCCCCAUCCGCUCCCUCUACGCCGUCGGGGACAACCCGAUGUCGGACGUCUACGGCGCCAACCUCUUCCACCGGUCCCUGCGGCCAGGGGCCCCGGCCCCCGGGGACGCCGACAGCUGCCAGGCCAUCCUGGUCCGCACCGGGGUGUUCGGCCACGGGGCAUCGCCGGACCAGGCGGACCCGCCGUUCCACGGGCCCCGGGACUUCCCGGAUGACCCCGGCCUGACCCGGGCGGCGCACGUGGUCCAGGACGUGGACGAGGCCGUGCGCCUGGUGUUCCGGAAGGAGGGCUGGGAGGCGGCGUGAGUGCCCGGCGUCCUCGGUCGGCGGGAGGGGACGGAGGCCGAGGCCCUGCCUCUCUGUCCGGCCUCCCUCCCGGCCUGGAGGGCGGGACCACCCAAGGGCCCCAGAUCCCGGUCCCCGCUCGGCCGACGACGAGGCCUCCGCGCCCGGGCCUCAGUUUCCCCGCCUUCUGGUGCCAGGGGGCGGGGGGCAGAGCCGCCUCUUACUAGGGAGAUGGAAGACGCCGCUCCCUACAGUUGUGCAGUGUGUAAUUAGGACUGAGAGCGCGUUUUAAUCGGUUUCUAAUUGAGCCCAGGGGAACCCAGGGCACGGUGGAAAAGCGAAAAAUUAAACGAGGAGGCAGAAAUAGGACCGAA